Panicum virgatum (switchgrass) is the source of this 732-nucleotide messenger RNA. Its product is annotated as histone H3.2. Gene Ontology annotation, molecular function: DNA binding; protein heterodimerization activity; structural constituent of chromatin. The transcript has a single exon. Gene Ontology annotation, cellular component: nucleosome. Lineage: Eukaryota; Viridiplantae; Streptophyta; Magnoliopsida; Poales; Poaceae. The record is from RefSeq and is a predicted model, not a curated record. Bases 106 to 516 code for a protein of 136 amino acids.
CGCUCCAUUUCCCCAUCGCACUCAGCAAUCCGCAAUCAUCCCGAGCAAUCCCUCGUCGAAUCCACCAGCGAAGCAAAUCCCCAGCCUUCCUCCCCCUCUCCCCCGAUGGCCCGCACGAAGCAGACGGCGAGGAAGUCCACCGGCGGCAAGGCGCCGAGGAAGCAGCUGGCGACGAAGGCGGCGCGCAAGUCGGCCCCGGCGACCGGCGGCGUGAAGAAGCCCCACCGCUUCCGCCCCGGCACCGUCGCGCUCCGGGAGAUCCGCAAGUACCAGAAGAGCACGGAGCUGCUGAUCCGCAAGCUGCCGUUCCAGCGCCUGGUGCGGGAGAUCGCGCAGGACUUCAAGACCGACCUCCGCUUCCAAAGCUCAGCCGUCGCCGCGCUGCAGGAGGCGGCCGAGGCCUACCUCGUCGGGCUCUUCGAGGACACCAACCUCUGCGCCAUCCACGCCAAGCGCGUCACCAUCAUGCCCAAGGACAUCCAGCUCGCCCGCCGCAUCCGUGGCGAGAGGGCCUAGGCGCCGUCGCCGUGGAGUGGAAGUAGUACAAAUGGUAGCUUGUCAUCUGUGUCCAAUCGGAAUGGUGUAGUGAUGUGCUGGGUUCCUUAGCUUUGGUUGUUGGUCGAAUCAAGAAGUGGUUGGUUGGUCUCCUGCUGUAAUUUAUCCCAUUGUAUCUUCUGUACCUUGGAGUGGCAAUGGAUCAAUGAAAUGGCAAUGGGCACCGAGUUAUCAUGA